This is a messenger RNA of Cladophialophora psammophila CBS 110553, 915 nucleotides long. RefSeq lists its product as uncharacterized. The transcript has a single exon. The record is from RefSeq and is a predicted model, not a curated record. The coding region runs from base 1 to 915 and encodes 304 amino acids. Gene Ontology annotation, cellular component: cytoplasm. Gene Ontology annotation, molecular function: zinc ion binding. NCBI's taxonomy places the organism in Eukaryota, Fungi, Ascomycota, Eurotiomycetes, Chaetothyriales, Herpotrichiellaceae.
AUGUCUGCCUCAACCACUCCCCCCGAGGCAUCAUACACCGCCAUGGAUCGAGACGUCGAGGCCAUCGGCGCCCACUGCGAAUUUGCCUACUGCCACCAGCUCGACUUCCUCCCUUUCCGGUGCGAGUCAUGCCGCCACACCUUCUGUCUCGACCAUCGGAGCGAGACUGCUCACAAGUGUCCCCGCGCUGGUGAAUGGGCGAAGAACAGACGACUGAACAGCAUCGGGAAAUCCUCAAUAUCGGGCACAAGCCAGGGUAAACCGAAUCUCAUUAACGCGACGCAAUGCGGGGAGACGACGUGCAAGACGUUCGUCAACACGUCUCAAAACCUGGGCGUGCACUGCCCGCAGUGCAACCGGACAUAUUGCCUCAAACACCGCAUGCGCGAGGACCACGACUGCAAGAACCUAACGCCUCUGGGUGCUCGCCCCAUUGAGAUCGCGAUGCAAUCAAAUAAAGAGAAGUUACGGGUCGGCUUCGGACGGCUGAAGACCUGGGGCAAGGAGCGACAGGAGGCGUUGACGCCUAAACCGAGCCCGUCCAGCAAAUCCGCACAAAUCGCCGCGCUCAACACGCUGAAAAAGAACGCAAAGGGCGACGACAAGCUUGUCCCUGAGAAGCGGGUCUACCUCCACGUCGAGGCUGAGGCCGCCUCCACCACCGCUAAACUGCCCAAGGCCGACCUGUUCUUCUCGGCUGACUGGUCCGUCGGCAGGAUGCUCGAUGAAGCCGCCAAGAGACUGCAGGUCGCCAACAUGAAUAAUCGCGUCGAGACCGAGGAGCAGCGGUUAAGAGUCUACCAUGUCGAAGGUGGCAGGCUGUUGGAAUUUGGGGAGAAGCUUGGAGUGUGUCUUGCGAACGGGAAUACCGUUGUCUUGCUGAGAGGGGUUGGUCCCAAGGAAGAUGGGAAGUGA